Rhododendron vialii is the source of this 1671-nucleotide messenger RNA. RefSeq lists its product as uncharacterized. The record is from RefSeq and is a predicted model, not a curated record. The transcript has 5 exons. NCBI's taxonomy places the organism in Eukaryota, Viridiplantae, Streptophyta, Magnoliopsida, Ericales, Ericaceae. Bases 329 to 1435 code for a protein of 368 amino acids.
GAGUAAAGAAGACACUCCCACUGGAAAAAAAGCGACAAUUCUCUCUCUCUCUCUCUCUCUCUCUCUCUCUCUCUCUCUCUCUCUCUCCAGAAAAGAGUUCAAUUCAACCUUCCGGAAAAUUACAAACAAAAGAAGGAAUCGUCGAUCCGAUUUUCAUUUCCCUCAGUCUGUAAAAGCAAGAAAGAAACUCACACCACUUCGAUUCAAAACUCCAAAGUGAAAAGCGAAAGUGAAGCACACCCAGUACCCAUAACCAAAGAAAGAUUGAGACUUUGUAAAGAGAGAGAGAGAGAGAGAGAGAGAGAGAGAGAGAGAAAGGGGUUGAGAGAUGGGUGGGGUGACGUCAUCGAUGGCGGCCAAAUUCGCCUUCUUUCCGCCGAGCCCGCCGUCGUACACGGUGGUAACCGACGGCCUCACCGGUCUGUUGCUCCUCAGUCCAUUUCCGCACAGGGAAAACGUUGAGGUGUUGAAAUUGCCAACUAGAAAGGGGACUGAGGUGGUGGCAGUUUACAUAAGACACCCCAUGGCCACCUCCACUCUGCUUUACUCUCACGGUAACGCAGCCGAUCUGGGUCAGAUGUAUGAGCUCUUCAUUGAGUUGAGCAUCCACUUGAAAGUUAACCUCAUGGGGUAUGACUAUUCCGGGUAUGGACAGUCUUCCGGGAAGCCAAGCGAGCAGAAUACGUACGCGGAUAUUGAAGCUGUAUAUAAAUGUCUUGAGGAGAGCUAUGGUGCGAAGCAGGAGGAUGUCAUCCUUUAUGGUCAAUCUGUUGGCAGUGGCCCCACUUUGGAACUUGCAGCUCGUCUGUCCAAGUUAAGAGCUGUCGUUCUGCAUAGUCCUAUACUUUCAGGCUUAAGAGUUAUGUAUCCUGUGAAGCGUACUUACUGGUUUGACAUCUAUAAGAACAUUGACAAAAUCCCAUUGGUUGCUUGUCCUGUGCUGAUCAUUCAUGGAACUGCAGAUGAGGUUGUUGAUUGCUCUCAUGGUAAGCAACUCUGGGAACUAUGUAGAGAGAAAUAUGAGCCACUUUGGCUAAAAGGAGGGAACCACUGCGAUUUAGAGCUAUAUCCAGAGUAUAUCAGGCAUCUGAAGAAGUUUGUAUCUUUUGUGGAGAAACCACCUUCUCAGAGACACUCUUCAAGGAGGAGCACAGAUCAGUUUGAGCAACCUAGGAGGAGUACAGAUGUUUUUGAGGCUUCAAGGAAGAGCACUGAUAGGAGAGAGAAACCAAGGCAGAGCAUCGACAGGUCUGAGAAAUUGAAAAAUCAGUCCCACAACGUUGACAAGCUAGAAAAACUAAAAAACCCAUUUGACCAAAUGGAAAGGUCCCGGAGAAGUGUAGAUUGCAUUGAGAAGUCCCGGAAGAGCGUCGACCACCAAGUAGAAAGAGGGCGUAAGAGUGUUGAUCGGUUGGAUAGACUAAGAACUGGGUAAUUUUCGUACAGCAAUUUUAGAAGUCACGCAUUGGUUUGGUGUGAGGGAAAAAGUUGUCUUUCUUUCUUUCUUUCUUUUUUUUAAUAUCGGCUUGAUUUAUGGUCCUCCAGGGCUGUAUUCAGCUUGUGGAAGCUCUAUAAUAGCUACAGCAUAAAAUGAAAAGUGGUGUGGUGGUGUUAUGUGAUACAUUUCCUUUUCGGUUUCCGAUGAAGCUUACUCGUGGGAGUUCUGCUGUA